AUGGAUUUCAUUCUGAAGAAGAUAUUUACAGCUGUGCUGUUGGCUGAGUGCUUUGUGGGAAUCAAGAUAAAUGUCUUUAUUGUGGCUGUCUUCUUGAAGAAAUGGAAGGAGCUGAAAUCUCUGGACACCUGUGACAAGAUCCUCACCUGUCUGGGGAUCUUCAGAAGCUUUCGCAUGCUCUUUAGUUUAAUAUAUUAUUUACUCAUAAUGUACUUUCCUUGGUUGAUUCAAUUACAUUCUUUUCUCUCAGCAACUUUAGUUAUAGGUAUGUUUUUGAGCCUCGCCAAUCUCUGGAUCACCACUGUCCUCUGUGUAUUUUACUGUGUAAAGAUUACAAACUUCAGCCAUAAAUUGUUCACCUUCCUGAAGCCCAGGAUCUCCAGACUAGUCCCUUGGUUAUUAAUGGCAUCUCUUCUGAUAUCUCUGAUUUUCAGUUUUCCAGCUGGUUGGUGCAUUGUUCAUGUAGAACUACAAAACACAACAGUUGGUGCCAUGAACAAUAUGACCACUCCUGAUGUUUUGAUACUAAAUGGUCACAAUCGAUUGAUAAUUUUCUUUGUGCCCUCCUUAUUCCCAUUCAUAAUAUGUUGUGUUGCAGUCAGUCUAUUAAUUAAAUCUCUUUGGAUGCACAGCAUACAGAUGAAAAGCAGUGGGACAAGCUUUGGAGGCUCACAUUUAGAGGUCCACUUCAACGUUGUAAAGAGUAUGGUCCUCUUCUUAUUCUGCCAUGUGGUGUUUUUUGUAAGUGCUUGUUUUACUGCAUCUGAAUCACAGCCUAGAGGCAGUCCUUGGAAAGUGUUGAGCAGCAUUGUGAUGAACGCUCCCACAUUUCUCCACUCAGCCUUUAUCAUAGCAAGCAACUCAAAACUAAAAGAGACAUGUCUAGAAAUGUGGCAUGGUCUUACAACAUGUGCAAAGACAUAA
This is a messenger RNA of Rana temporaria (common frog), 924 nucleotides long. RefSeq names its product taste receptor type 2 member 40-like. The coding region runs from base 1 to 924 and encodes 307 amino acids. Gene Ontology annotation, molecular function: bitter taste receptor activity; G protein-coupled receptor activity. The transcript has a single exon. Lineage: Eukaryota; Metazoa; Chordata; Amphibia; Anura; Ranidae. Gene Ontology annotation, cellular component: membrane. The record is from RefSeq and is a predicted model, not a curated record. Gene Ontology annotation, biological process: G protein-coupled receptor signaling pathway; sensory perception of taste; detection of chemical stimulus involved in sensory perception of bitter taste.